AGCCUCAGUUGUGCCCCGACCCUGGAGGUGGAUGUACGCGCGUGCUCGGCGGCGGUGAUCCUUGUGGCACCCCCUCCUCGAAUUGUGAUCCGUGAAGCCCCGUAACACUUAUCCUUUCUUCCCUGCGGCUAGACUGACACCCGUGGUGCUGUGGCGAGGCGCAGGAAGGGUGAAGGAUACGUACCAAGGGGAAGAGAUAUAUUAAGAAGUGAAAGGUUAUUGUUGUUUUUUUUGUUUAUUAUUUUUGUUUUAUGGAAUUUUUUGAAGGAUGGAUGAAGCGAGACUGGGUUUGUAAGGUGGAGUGAUUCUGCUACUACUACUACUAUUAUUACUACUACUACUACUACUACUACAGCGAGGCGAGGCGAAGCUAACAUACAGACAGACACAAGCACGCCAGAUAACAGUUAUCAUCACUGUCGUCACCAUCACCAACAACAUCAUCACAAGUCACUGGAUGUCAAGGGACUGAAUCGAUGGGUGAUGGUGGGUGAGGGGUGAGUCAGCCAGGAGCCUCAACUCAGCACCAUGAAGGGACUCACCACCACCAGCACAACACCAGGAGGAGGAGGAGGAGGAGGAUGGAGCAAGACUUGGGUUACUCUGUUGCUGCUUGCCUCCCUCCUGCGCGCUUCUACCUGCCUUGCUAUCGAUUACUACGAUGACGACGGGGGAAGACGAGAAGCAGAAGCAGGGAGUGGGAGCGGCGGCGGUGACGGAGGCACCGAAGGAGGAGCAGGAGGCAGCGGCGACAUGCUGGAGGUGGAGAACAUUCACUCAUCCCAUCAGCUGCGGAGAGUCACGGUCGGGGAGAGGUUCCGCUUGAAGUGUCGCCCUGAAAAUUUAGUCAAUGCGCAGCUGCAGGACUUUGCCGCCGUCUGGUACUUCAACAGCGAACCCCUGGAGGACCUGCAGACACCCCGCAUCAGAAUCACGGGCCCCAGUCGAGUGUGGCCCAGGCUGCGGGUGAAGGAGGCGCGGCUGGAGGACUCUGGGGUGUGGGCUUGCAGGUGGCGGCUGGCGGGGCCUUACAGGGGCUGGGUCAACUACACCCUGGAUGUAGUGGAGCCCCCGGUACCCUCGCUGCCCCAGGCCUUGUACGCGGACAACAAGGUGUUAGACGAGGAUGUGUGUGUGCCUCCUGAGUUUACAAAGGACCUCAACCUGCUCACCAUCAAGCCGGCGGGUAACGUGGCGGAGCUGAAGUGCCAAGCGCGGGGCACCAACCUCAACACCACUUGGCUCAAGGACGGAGAGAAGCCAGUCAGGCAGCUCGGGGACGUGAAGAUCAAAGGGGCAAUGCUCAAGAUGGAGAACCUGGUGCCAGCGGACUCCGGGAACUAUACCUGCGUGGUGUUCAACGAGUGUGGCGCCAUCAACCACACCUACGGCCUGGAGGUGUUGGAGCACAUCCCAUCACGGCCAAUCAUCACCAAGCGCCUGGAGAACCAAACAGCCUACGUGGGUGAUAGGGUGGAGUUCAAGGUGGACAUCUGGACUGAGAACACCCUGAUGCCCUAUGUGGUGUGGAAAAGAGAUCUGCCCUUCACUUGGUCCAGAGCCAUGAUGGACAAGCUGCCUCGUGUGGUGAUAGCCCCUGAGGUGCUGGAGGCGGCUGUGGAGGGCCAGGAGGGACGCAACAUCACCAGCUCGGAGGACCCCCAGGUGUUAAUCCUGAGUAACGUGACAGAGAGGGACGCCGGUUGGUACACCUGCAUUGCUGCCAACAGUCUGGGCACAUCCUUCUCCACAGCUUACCUCAGUGUGAUUGAUGCUGAGCCAGUGAUGCACGACCCUGAGUAUCAUGCCAUCAUGGUGCUGACAGUGGUGCUGCUGUCGGUGAUGGUCAUUGGCAGUAUCGUGGCUUCCUUUGUGUGGAAGAAGUGGCAGAAGGAGAAGCGGCGAGCCAUUGAGUUGGAGAGAGCCAAGGCCAUCACGCAGCACUGGAUCAAGAAGGUGAUUGUUGAGCGGCAGAACUCUGAUGCCUCGCAGGAGCCACUCUUGGUGCCUACCAUCAAGAUUGAGCACUGCCAGUCCCGGUCACGCCUGGGCUCCGAGAUGACCAGCAUCUCUGAGUACGAGUUGCCCCUAGAUGCCGACUGGGAGCUGCCCCGGGCUAAGCUGAUCCUAGGGGAGUCCCUGGGGGAGGGGGCAUUUGGCAAGGUGGUGAGGGCCGAGGUGCAGGGAGUCAAGCGGCCAGGCCUUGCCUCCACUGUGGCUGUCAAGAUGCUGAAGGAGGGCCACACUGACUCAGAGCUCAUGGACUUGGUGUCAGAGAUGGAGAUGAUGAAGAUGAUCGGAACACACAUCAACAUCAUCAACCUGUUGGGCUGCUGUACCCAGGAUGGGCCACUGUACGUGGUGGUAGAGUAUGCAGCCCAUGGCAACCUGAGGGACUACCUACGCAACAACCGGCCAUCCUCAGGGUAUGAGAGAGCCAUCGGGCAGGAAAUGGAUGCCAUCACACAGAAAGACCUGGUCAGCUUUGCCUUCCAAGUGGCCCGUGGCAUGGAGUACCUCGCCUCAAAGAAGUGCAUCCACCGUGAUCUGGCUGCACGGAAUGUUCUAGUCAGUGAGGACAGGAUCAUGAAGAUUGCCGACUUUGGCCUGGCCCGGGACAUCCACAGCCAAGACUACUACCGUAAGACCAGCGAGGGCCGCCUCCCUGUCAAGUGGAUGGCCCCCGAGGCUCUGUUCCACCGUGUCUACACCUCCCAGUCUGAUGUAUGGGCUUUUGGCAUCCUGCUUUGGGAGAUCAUGACUCUGGGAGGCACGCCAUACCCCACCGUGCCCUCUGUGGAGAAACUCUUCCAGCUGCUGCGGGAGGGACACCGGAUGGACAAACCCUCAAACUGCUCCCUUGAAAUCUACAUGAUCAUGCGGGAGUGUUGGCGCUACCAGCCCACCCAGCGGCCCACCUUCAAGGAGCUGGUGGAGGACUUUGACCGCAUCCUCACCCUCUCUUCCACAGACGACUAUCUGAACCUGUCCCUGCCCCAUCUGGACACUCCCCCCAGCAGCUGCGGCUCCUCCCUCACCUCAGACGUCCUCUCCCCACACUGAGCCUGUCCCGCCCAGCCACACUCGCACCAAGAAGGCAGAGGUGGAAGCAAGCAGUGGCAGUGGUCAUGGUGUGGUGACAUGUACUUGGUCAUUAUAUCUCUAAACAUUGCUGAUUAAAGACUGCAGAAAAUUAUGUAAUGUUCUUAGUGAAGUGUGAAGUGAGAAAAGUGUGUGUAGAGUACGUAUGCAUGUGUGAUGAGUCUGUAAAUGGAGACCAUUAUUGUGUUAUGAUGAGGAGCAUGAAAGGAAUAAGCAAAGAUUCAUUUGACAAUGCAACAUUGAUAAACUACACAGAAAGUGAAUGGGCAGUGGCAGAAGACAAGCAAAGUGUGUGUGAAGUGUGAGACGAAACACUGCUGCCCUCCCGUGUGUCGUAAAUACUUCGUGUUUUGAAACUCUUCAGAAUUGAAAUAUGCUUAGACUUUUAUUCUUUUAUCAUGAAAAGAUGACUCCCAACCAAUGCAUUAAGUCACUGUACGAGCACAGCAAGUGGAUCUCUGCUGUGUGGUGUAGGGAAACCAUGAACUCUUUAAACUUGCUUGGUGUUGCCUCAAAAUGACUUGCAACAUGUCAUGCAGAUACUCGUGCUGUGUCUCUAUGCUUGUCAAUCACCUGAAAUACUAUGAUCAAAGAAGUGUCUGAUUUAUUUUUAUUCAUAUUUAUGUCUGUGUGGUCCAUAGACGUGCUAUGGAUGCUUAGAUUAGUGACAACAAACAGUGUUCAUGUACUUAAUUUAUUAGGGAUUUUUUUGUACAAGUUCUCUUUGUAAUAUUGUCACUGUACUACCGAGCAGUCAUUGUCAAGCUAUAGUCUUAGCUGUAUUUUUUGUGCCAUAUCUUGAGUCUCCCUUCUGCCAGCAAGCGUCUGUGUCAUAAAGUGUGUUUGAGAGUGUGAGGCUAGGUGAGGGGGGAGUGUAGUGUGGGGUGGUGAUGGCAGCAGCAGCAGCAGCAGCAACAGUUCUCAGGGUAGGGGCGCAUGGCAGAAGGGGAUGCUGGAACCUGCAUUUAUGACCGUAUGAGUGUAGUGACAACAUACCUGGGGUCAACUGAACACCCAUGGAGCUGCAGUAAUCACCAAGACCCAGGUGGGGUUAAGUUGACCUUGGUUGUUCUGCCGCUACGCAAGCUUGCAGAGUAGAGUGCUUGUGAGACUUGUUCAGGGAAAACACAGGGUCAAUUCAGCUGUCAGAGUAGUUUCAUAAGGUAUUUAUUUACCGACCCAAGGGAUUAAAGCAUUGCAAAAUCUUUGCAUCACCUGGGUCCCAUCGGGCAGCCUGCCAGGACAUGGUGGGAGGGAUCCCUGUGGUUGGGAGAUGCAUCUUUUGCAUGAGGCUUUGAUCAGGGCACCAAGAUGUGGUAAGAAUGAGGCUUGUUGGCUAUUGAAGGUUGGGUCCAAAGGAAACAAGCACUAGGCCAAUCAGUUAUUUUUGUUUUCACUUCCUGAACAAAGGUACAAAUGGGGAAAGUCUCCUCAUUGUCAGUAAAACAAGGUAUUUUCCUUGAUAUAAAUCCCAGUCAGAGCAAAAUAAUUUACCAUAAUUGUUAAGAGUCAGCUAUGGUGCUAUAGUUUUUAGUUAUGCUGAAAAAUGUUGAAAAGCAGUGGAGGCAGGUGGCAGCAGCACACACAACUGUGCACUGCAAUGUUCCACAACACCUCACUGACAAGAUGCUCAUCACAGGCAGGUGUUGCUGACUGGCUGCUGCAAGAAAAUUCUCUCCAUAAACCAAAUGCUAAUUCCUUUUUUUUUUUUUUUUUUUUUUUUUUUUUUUUUCCACACUGAAAAUGUUUUAUGUUUUUACUGCAAUGUGUUUGCUUCCUCUGAUGUGUGGGAGCCAUGCCUUAACCCCAAGUGAAGCUGGGCCAGGGCAGCCGUGUGGGGCGGCUGAUGGCAGGUGUAUUAAGGGCGGGUGGCUGAUGGCAGGUGUGUCCCCACAAAUAUACAUGGGGGAAGUGUUUGCUGUAGCUCCCACAAGUUCUCAUGUACUAGUCACCCACUGUAACCUGCACCAACUAUGGAUGUCCUGCCUUUGUCUCCCCUCCACUCUUAGUUUUCUUUUGCCACUUCUUUUUUCUUUUUAUUUUAUCCUUCAAAGCUCAUGCAUUGCUGUCUGCAACUGAAUCCAUAUGUAGGAGAGAGUUAAAGCUAUUCACAUCUCAUGCAGUGUACAAAUUAUACAAUUUAAGAUGAUAAUGUCUUCCCUCUAAGUAUAAAAUUUUGUCAUUACAUAUUACUUUGAUAUUUACUGAACAGAAUUUACUUUUGUAAAUUUCCCAUAAUGAUGAACCAAAGUUAUGUCAAUGACAUAAAGUUCAUAUUCUUGUUUUAGUUCAGUUUUCUUGAAAACUUUCUUGUGAGAUUGAGGCAAUCAUUGCUUCAAGCAAAGCUGUGCCCAGUGCCUUACAAGAGCCUUGAGACUCAUGGCACCACUCAGGCUGCAGCAGCAAAACAUGGAUGCCACAAGGAGGGGAGCCUCAGUGGAGAAGGAGGCAGGCAGGACUUCCAGGAGGUCAGAGAUUUAAGUGCCAAGAGUUAAGUGAUGCCAAAGGCUUACACACGUCCAGGUCAGUGACAGGGUGUGCCACCUGGCGCUGACCUUCACUAACAUUCUCAAACACGUCUAUUCUGUAAGGCAAGGUCUAGGAGGGUGUAUCACUUAGCGGUCGUUGCACUUUUUAGACUUCCAUCUUAGUCAUUAACUUUAUGUACCAUAAUCUGUGUGGAUGGUGAUAGCAAUAUGACAUUUAUGUUCUUCAAAUGUUAUGACAGUUGAAAUUAUUCUUCUCUUACUUAUCAUUCAUAAAAAAAACUGAAGAUAUUUUUGUUUAUUCGUUCAGAAUGGUAAGGCAUUUUUAUGACAGUCUAAAUUUAUAGAUUGUUUGAUAAACUGUGAAAGUUCUUUACCUGACAUGUAGGGACUGUAGUCCUCAAUCAUCAAAUAUUUGGUCAAAUGUAACAAUUUUGUAAAAACUAUUGAGCCUAAAGUCUUGACUGGUCAGAUACAAAUCUAAAGCAGUAACAGCAGUGUUUGGUCAAACUUAACCAGAACAAUUAAUACCAAAUUUAAAGUCUGAGCCGCUGAGUUUGGUAAAAUAAAUGGGAGUUUUAGAUCAAAAUACCAUAACAAUACUGGUUGAUGGCAUAUAGAUAGACUGACCCAGAGAUGGUGGCUUUAGUUUUAUAACAAAUUUUGUACAUGUGAAUCAGUGCAUGUAGCGAUACACAGAAUAAAUAUUUGUUGUCUUA
Molecule: messenger RNA, 6307 nt
Organism: Scylla paramamosain (green mud crab)
Lineage: Eukaryota; Metazoa; Arthropoda; Malacostraca; Decapoda; Portunidae
Product: fibroblast growth factor receptor 4-like
Exons: 15
Coding region: 529-3063 (844 amino acids)
Biological process (GO): protein phosphorylation; positive regulation of cell population proliferation; positive regulation of kinase activity
Cellular component (GO): plasma membrane; signaling receptor complex
Molecular function (GO): fibroblast growth factor receptor activity; ATP binding
Source: RefSeq, a predicted model, not a curated record